AACUUAUUCUGCAACAAAAGUCCUCCUCAUGCAUCGUUCCAUAAAUCCACUUUCCCUCACUUUAUCUGAUGCGGCUCUUUUUAUAAUUGUUCUAUAACCUGUUUAUUUACAUUAUACAGAUGUCAUGUCAAAAGUCACUGUAAUUUAAGUGUUUGGGUGUAGCUUUGUGUUGAAUUGCCUCACCCAUCAUCAUCAUCACUAGUGUGAGAUCAUCCAGACAAACAAGAAAUCCCUUCAUUUCCCUUAUCACGGAGGAAUGCUUGACAUUAAAACGGUUCAGGGAAUCCUAUCUGGUCAGGGAGGGUUGCCGUUUUUCCAGGCCCUGCAGGAAUAGCACAUUUGUGUGCAUAAAGCAGGAAAAAUGAGUACAGGGAAGCCGAGUGGUCUCAAACCACCCACCAAGAUUGGUAAACCAGCUGCGGCGCCAACCAAAACCUCGCCCACCUCAGCUGGCGCCAAGGAUGUAAAAUCUCCGACCUCCAAUACCGGCCAAGAUGCGCCGUCAGAUUUCACUGUUGGCGAACGUGUUUGGGUCAACGGAAAUAAACCGGGUUAUGUGCAGUUCAUCGGAGGGACCCAGUUUGCUCCGGGCCAGUGGGCAGGAAUAGUUCUCGACGAGCCCAUCGGGAAGAACGAUGGCUCUGUGACUGGAGUGCGCUACUUCCAGUGCGAGGACUUGCGAGGCAUAUUUACUCGGCCCUCCAAACUGUCUCGUACUCCCGUGGCAGAGCGUGAGGCCAAUGGCACGCAGACUCCCACCAACAAGACGUCCGCCUCCCCUGCCAAAGAUCCCGCUCCUGUCACUCAGACCACAAGUGCAACCACCAAGACCUCAACAAACCUAACCAGGGCCACCAGCGAGUCUGCAUCCAAUCUGUCUGAGACGGAUUCAGCCAAGAAGUUACAGCGGGAUCUGAAGUUGGGUGAUCGUGUAUUGGUUGGAGGAACCAAGGCAGGUGUUGUGCGUUUCCUAGGCGAAACUGACUUCGCGAAAGGUGAUUGGUGUGGCGUUGAGCUGGAUGAGCCUCUUGGCAAGAAUGAUGGGGCAGUGGCUGGGGCAAGGUAUUUUCAGUGCCUCCCAAAGUAUGGACUGUUCGCUCCUACGCACAAAGUCACACGCAUCGGAUUCCCGUCCACCACUCCUGCCAAAUCCAAAACCUCCAGGCGCAGGUCAACCCUAAAGAACAGCCCCAGCGCAUCCUCCGUCAGCUCCCUCAGCUCUGUCACCUCCUCAGUAGGAGGCAAACCCAGCCGAGCAGGCCUGCUCACAGAGACGUCGGCACGGUAUGCACGGAAGAUCUCAGGCACCACAGCCCUGCAGGAGGCCCUGAAGGAGAAGCAGCAGCACAUCGAGCAGCUCCUGGCUGAACGGGACCUGGAGAGGACGGAAGUGGCACGAGCCACAAGCCAUGCCGGGGAGGUGCAGCAAGAGCUGGCGCUGCUCAGACAGGGCCAGGAACAGUACUCCCUCGAGAUGGAAGCCAAGUUGGACCAGUUGCGGAGACUUGUGGAGACUGCAGACAGAGAUAAAGUGGAGUUGAUGAAUCAACUGGAAGAGGAAAAAAGAAAAGUGGAGGACCUGCAGUUUCGUGUAGAGGAAGCUUGCAUUACCAAAGGUGACCUAGAGACGCAGACCAAACUGGAGCAUGCCCACAUAAAGGAGCUCGAACAGAGUCUUCUCUUUGAAAAGACCAAAGCAGAUAAACUCCAGAGGGAGUUAGAGGAUACUAGGGUCGCCACAGUGUCCGAGCGCUCCAGGAUCAUGGAGCUGGAAAAGGAGGUGUCCGACCUGCAGCUUCAGCUGAGAACUCUCCGGGCCGAGACCGCCGGAUCAGCCUCGCCUCCAUUACAAGACAAAAAGAUCAAGGAGUUGAACUUUGAGUUGGAGAACAGACAGAAGGAGGUGCUUCUAUUCCAGCAGAAACUCGCCUCCUCUGAACAGGAGAAAACAUCCCUCCAGCAGCAGCUGCAAGAUCUGACAAAGAAGCUUGACACAGCAGCAGAGGACAAUAAUAAAGCAACACAAGCAAUGCAAGCAGAAAUGGAAAGGAACAUGAAAACGGAGAAAGAGAAGCUGGAUCAGGUCUCCAGGGAGAAGGAGGACCUGCAGAGGGAUGUAGCCGCCUGGAAGCAACAGGAACAGGUGAAGGGUGAAGAGAGAGAGUUUCAGAUGAAAGAGCUGAAAGAGAAGUUGGGCCAAACAGAAGGAGAGUUGAGCAGAAUCACAGAGAGGAGCAUUGAGCUGGAACGGCAGGUGGCGGACCUGAAAGCCUACAAAAACCAAACCCAGUCUGAUGAAAAGCUGGAGCAGAUGAUGCAUAAGAAUCAGGAGUUGCAGGUGGAGCUUGAGGCCCUGAAGCAGCAGAACUCUCAGUAUCAGGAGCAGUUGAGUUCAGAAACGCAGCGCAUCGGGAGCCUCCGCAAAGAAAUUGAGGAGCUAAAACUAUCAGCCAAUCAGAAGUCUCAGAGGCAGGUGUCGCUCCAGGACGAAAAAGGGAUGUUGGCUCAGGAGUUGGACGUCUACACGCAGCAGAAGCUUGAUGACGAAGCUCUGACUAGCCAGCUGGAGAUUACAGAGAGGGAGAAUUCCAAUGCAUUGAUGUCCGAUAAAGACAAAGAGCUAGAGACACUACGAAAUGAGAUUGCAGUGCUGCGUGGGGAAAAUGCCAUGGCCAAGACGCUCCAGUCGGCUGUGACGUCUCUAGAGAGGGACAAAGCCCAGCUGCAGAGCCGAGUGAACAGCUUGGAGCAAAAGCUGGAGGGCCGGCAUGCGGGGAACGGAGAGGAAGUCACCUCAGUGGGUGAUGCUGCUUUGGACCAACUGAGAGAAGAGAAAGAGUUUGCUGAGGGACAGAUCAACUUCCUGAACUCAGUGAUUGUGGACCUCCAGAGGAAGAAUGAAGAACUAAAGGUGAAGCUGAAGAAAAUGGCGUUGACCGAGUUCAACGGAAAUGAUGACAAUGACGGUCUUGGUGAGGUCAAAAAGAAGAAGAAAGCCCCACCACGAGUUUUCUGCGACAUCUGCGACUGCUUCGACCUGCACGACACGGAGGACUGUCCCACGCAAACACAAUCCCCAGACUCGCCUCCCCACACCACCUACCACGGCACCCGCAGCGGCGAACGACCGUACUGCGACAUCUGCGAGGCGUUCGGUCACUGGACAGAUUCUUGCAACGAUGACCAAACCUUCUGAACUCCCCCUCAACCCCUCCGCCUGUGAGCAGGCUAUGCACAGAUUGCUUUCAACCAGAUUAUUCGCUAUUUUUCUACACAGCGUAUAUACAUUCGAACCUCUUGUACAUUCCCUUGAACGUAUCCGCCCAUAUGAAGGCUAAGGUAUGCUGCAUUGAUGGAAUUUGAAUUAUGAAGAUGAGAGGUAUUUCAGUGUGUUAUUAUUAAUACCGUUUUGUGUGUUUCAUAAGUUUUUCAUUGUCUUGAGUGGAUUGAUCCAUUGACAAAUUACCAGCAAGAAAAUUGGGAACGGUUUAGCAAUACUUUGCCGUGUAUUUAAAGCUGCUGUGUGUAAUUUCUACACCACUAGAGGCACAAAAUCACAAAAAUAAUGAUCCAAACAGGUUUCCAAAACACUCCCAUUCUUCCAUUGUAGCUCCGCCCCAAACUCGCGCCAUUGGUUGAGUCAGAAGUUGACAUUUCAGACCACUCAAACAAACACAGCGAUGUUUUGAAAGAGCCUUCGGAAUGGUAUACUAGCACACUGCAUACUGCAAACUAGUGUUGCCAAAAGUACCGAGUCGGUACUGAAAUUUAAAAAAUGUGACGCUUGGAGCGCUGUUGAGCUGAUUCGUAAACACCUGAUUGUGUUCACGCGCUCAUCAGAUAUAUCUGUGAUUGGCUACAAUGAUCAAUGCUUCAAAAACAUGUCGUAAAUAGACAUCAAUGCGCUUACACAGAUACACACGGGAGCUCCCGCUUUCAAAUUCAAACACUUCGGCGUGCUUUCAAACGCUCCCGCACGUUGACCAUUGUAGCCAAUAACAGACUUAUUUUGAGCGUGUGAACACAAUGGCCAAUCAGCCGCUCAACAGCACUCAAAGGGUCACAUUUUUAAAAUUUCAGUAUCGACUUGGUAUCAAAGUCAGUACUUUUGACAACACUACUGCAAAAUGCUCACUAUACUCUGAAUAUGGCCUACUAUUUUUUUUUAAAAGAAUAUGAAACGGUACACAUUAUGCAACAAUAAAUAAUAAGCCAAGAAAAUGUUGUUAAAAAUCAUAGCUUCUAGUUUUUCGUCCCACAUAAAAUUGACUCCAGCCGAGCACAUUGCAUUAUGGGAUAUAUACUGCACAUUUACACCUGGGCAUUCUAAGCAUACAGACAUUAUACAUACUAUGCACAGCAUAAAUACUAUACACUACAGAAACAUUACUUGUAGUAUGCUAUUCCGAACAUAGCCAACGUUUGGUAACUCACACUACGAAUGGUUUACUAGCAGUUUAUCUGCACAUUAAACCAGGAUAGACGAUUUUAACGAAUAAAAAAUACACACUUCAGCUUAAAGAACUCAUGACGGACUGUUAUCACAGACACAAAACCGUAUGACCAGUGCACCAAACUAAGCUGAAGCUAACCACUAUUAACUUAUUGCACUUCUCACUUUAAAUGUAUACAGCACAUGAGUUUAACUGCCAUUCUUUGAAACUAAGUUAUUCUUUUUACUGUUAAAUGUCAGGCAUAUAGUCAUGAUAUUGUCAUAUGAAUGGCUUUUUAUGUGUAUUUUUGAUGUUAUGUCCUGUAGAUUUCAGGCCUAUUCACACCAAGUCGGCAAGAUUUUAAGAUUAACCUUUUAGUUUUGUAUAUACGGACACAAGAUUGAUUUAUUUAAAUUGAUCAAAUGCCGUUUCUUCAGGUAUCCAAACUUUUCAGACAAAACAGUUUUGGUGCAAAAAAAUGGUUUGCAAAUAUUUUAUACUUUCAUGUAUUUUAGUCACUUUAAACUUGGUGUGAACAGACCCUUUACAAGCACAACUUUUAAGCACAAAAACAUAUUGUAUCUCUUGUUAUUGAUGUAAUAUUAACAACCAAGUUUAUUUAGCAACCUAAUAAACUGCAAGUGUUAGAAUCGGUAACCUGCAAUGAACUGGUGCACAAGAUUAUAUUAAAUAUGUAUAAUAAUCAUGAUUAUUCCCCUUUUGUUUAAAUGAAUACAAUUUUGCAUUAAGUGCAAAUAUAUGGUCUGUUUCUACUGAAAUAUUGUGACAGUCUUUAACUAUUGUACUGUUUAAUGUACUGUAUAUUCACCUGAACUCAAUACAAACAUUGAACAAA
Molecule: messenger RNA, 5289 nt
Organism: Ctenopharyngodon idella (grass carp)
Lineage: Eukaryota; Metazoa; Chordata; Actinopteri; Cypriniformes; Xenocyprididae
Product: CAP-Gly domain-containing linker protein 1-like
Exons: 22
Coding region: 362-3196 (944 amino acids)
Biological process (GO): positive regulation of microtubule polymerization; cytoplasmic microtubule organization
Cellular component (GO): nucleus; microtubule plus-end; cytoplasm
Molecular function (GO): microtubule plus-end binding
Source: RefSeq, a predicted model, not a curated record